Molecule: messenger RNA, 5789 nt
Organism: Danio aesculapii
Lineage: Eukaryota; Metazoa; Chordata; Actinopteri; Cypriniformes; Danionidae
Gene: anks1ab
Product: ankyrin repeat and sterile alpha motif domain containing 1Ab
Exons: 14
Coding region: 158-1927 (589 amino acids)
Cellular component (GO): cytosol
Molecular function (GO): protein binding
Source: RefSeq, a predicted model, not a curated record
UGUUAGCUGAAGUUUAAUUCCAUGGAUAAUACAGGCUUACGCUGAUUAAUACCAGGUGGACGAGGACUAAUAGUCUGCUUAUUGCAGGUAAAGAGGAUUGCGUUCAGACCCUCAGACAGACCCCUGCCUUGCUGAGCCAGACACAAAACCCUAAAAAAUGUCCAGUCAAAACGUUGGUCAAACAUCCCGUUCGGAGCACAUCGAAACUAACGGGUCGUCCGAAGUGGCUCCAAAUGGGCGUCUGAAGGUGAUUUCCAGAUCAGACUCGGACCUGCUGGCUUCCCCUGAUUGUGAGGACGUCGGGCCUGUUUUUGGCCAGAGCGAAUCUCUGUCUGACUGCGCUGCUCAGAGGAAGGAAACGGAGCAGAUGCCCUCGCUCGCCUCCGAAUGGGACGAGAUUGAAAGGAUCAUGACUUUAAUUGCUGGCAUUGAGAUCCCAGAGGAACAUCAGCCUACGCUGGAAGAUGCAGCUGGGAGCCGCGUGCUGGAGCAGUCGGUGGGGGAGUGGCUGGAACACGUGGGCUUUCCUCAGUACGAGAGCAAACUGGUGCUCAAUGGCUUCGACGAGCUGCGCUACAUGGGGAGUAACGUGAUGGAAGACGAGGACCUUCAUGAAAUUGGCAUCACCGAUCCUGGCCACAGAAAGAAAAUCCUUCAUGCAGCAAAAAGCCUUCCAAAGGUGAAAGCUCUGGGAUGUGACGGCAGCACCUCUCUGUACUCUUGGCUGGAAACUCUUGGACUCGGAGAGUAUCUGCACAACUUCUUGUCUAGCGGGUACCGCACGCUGGAAUGUGUGAAGAAUCUGUGGGAACUGGAAAUUGUUAAUGUGUUAAAAAUCGGCCUUCUUGGUCACAGAAAAAGGAUCAUAGCCUCGAUAGCAGAGCGACCGUAUGAAGAAGCACCUUCGAAAACAAACCGUUUUUCCCAGCUCAAGAUUCAGGACCUGCUGUCUCAGAAUGCAUCACCGCUCAGUUAUAUGGAUCCAUACACCAGUCGCUCCAUGGACAUGUUACUUCCGCUUGGAGAGGCAGGCAGGAAGAGCAGAGCUUUGGAUCAGGACGGCAGUAUCUCCCUUCGCUCCUUCGGUGAAAGGUCACGUUCACAUGAUCGUCAUGCAGAUCGACACUCACGUCAGAAUCGCCCUACCAGCCAAUCUCACACAUACACCACUGUCUCCGCCUGGCACCAUCAUCCUGAGAAGCUUAUCACCGAAUCCUGCGUAUAUGAGGCCAGAUAUUUGGGGUCUGUGAUCAUCCGAGACCUACGAGGAAUUGAAUCUACACAGGAGGCCUGCGCUAGAAUAAGGAAAUCAAAGGAUCACCGGAAAGGUCCCGUCAUAAUCCUGAAUAUCACCUACAGAGGAGUUAAGUUUGUUGACGCAGCCACAAAGGCGAUGGUUGCAGAGCAUGAGAUUCAGGACAUCUCAUGUGCGGCCCAGGAUCCAGAUGACCUCUGCACAUUUGCUUAUAUCACAAAAGAUAUGAAGUCUGGUUACCAUUUCUGCCAUGUCUUCACUACUGUAGAAGUGACACAGACCUAUGAGAUCAUCCUGACGCUGGGACAGGCGUUUGAGGUCGCAUAUCAGAUGGCUCUCCAGGCACAGAAGGCCCGUCGUCACAGUUCUUAUGCGGGUCCAGCUCCUGAAAACAUCGAAAUCAAGACCAACAGGCCCACCUCGCAGUCCCGCAACAGUACACGCCGCUCCACCGGUGCACCUGUGCUUGAAUGCCGCUGCUGUUACUGUCACACAUGCUCCGCCCACCGCCCCUCCUACCUCCCGCUGCCCUCUAUCAGCCCCGGAGUUCAGAUCGACCCGCUGGAGCUGGAAACAGACCUGCAGUCCCUGGGCAGCACCAGCUGGCUCUACGAACCGCGGAGCUCCUCCAGGCCUUCGAGUAGCACCAAGUAUGAGACCACCAUAUUUUGAAGCAGGGCACAGUCCUUGUCCAGUCCCGCCUGCUGCCCCAUUUCAACCCCACGCCCCAUAAACUCGAGUGCCCCGUGCCUUCUCACUGUGAUUUGUAGCCUCCCUCAGGGCAAGACUACUUCCCACGCCAAUCCCGACCCCAGUCCUUGCCUGCAUUGCCCUCUCAGAAAGCCGAACGCCUCCACCAUCCUUUAUUGUCAUCCUGAUCCAAUGAGCGCAUUCUGGAAAUCCUUGGAUUUGCCGUAUAACCAGCCUCCUCAAACUCUUCCGUCAUGGUCCAAAAUCGCCUCUGAAAAGCUUCCCUAUUUUAUACAUUACUGAAUGUUUACGGUUUGGUCCCUCGUAUCAGAGGGUUCUCUUAUUUCAAAACCUCUGAACUUGUAGGCGCAGGGUCCUAUCGAGUAGCUCGGACACUUGUAGCAUAUCUACAUCUCCUCAUACGGAUGGAUACAUUGGCGGAACUUUUAUUAGAAAUUAGUAGAUCCACAAACUGCAACAGCAAUACUAGUACUGUUUUUCAAGUUUACGUAUGUUCACGAUCAUGAAUGCAGCAUAACGCAGAUUCCCAUCGAUGCUCCUCAAUCCCUGUAGCACUAGAUCACUUUUUAUUUUCCUGUAGUUGGACCCACGUUUCCCCCCUCCAGCCGUUCUUCAGUUUUUCAAAAAAAAAAAAAAAAAGAGUUGGGUCUUUAAUCUCAAUUCACAUCCAGUGCUUCCUUUUGUCUUACCAGGCAUCUGCAGCUCUGAGGCCCUUGGAAGAAACACUAUGCCUGUUUAAUUUAGAGGUUGGGAUUUGAAAUUCAAUACAUUUACUGGGAAGAGUAUAAAACAGCCCCAAGAAAAUGGAAUAACCAAGACAACAUUCCCAUUCUGUUUUCUAGUUAUUUUUUUGGGAUGUCAUUUGUUUAACAAGCUUUUAUCUAACAAGGGAAUACAUUUUAUCUGGUAAAGUUCUAUAUUUAUAACUUUACAUUGUUAACAUCACAUAAGUGCGUGUAUUGCCUCUGUUCAUUUUGUGAUUGAUGAGUUGUUGUGUAAAAUUAGUUACCUCUGAGAGUUCCACACACACAAAAAAAGUCAUUUGCAGAAAAAUGAGACAAAAUAUUUUCGUAGACUUGAUAAAGAUAUAUGUUACUAUUUUCAAUUGUAAAUGAAUUUCCAUGGUGAGAGUUAUCUUUAGGUAAAAUGAUAAUGAAGCCAAGAUGAGAAAAUGCACCAAGGCUAGAGUAAAAAAAAAAAAAAAACAGCCUUACGCAUAUUGUGACAUGUACUGAUUGAAAAACCACUGUAAGUUUGCACCACUUUGUUUAUUCACACAAAAAAAAGAAGUUAUUUGAGUGUGUUAGAUGCUAGAAAUGUGUUAAUUCUGGUUGAUUCUGUUUCAUGGUUUGUUUUGUGUUGUUUCAUGUACCACGUUCACACUGCAGGUAAAUGCGCUUUUUUGUCCCGCAGUUCUGUUGUUUACGGAAGUAACAAAAGUGAUUUAAAACCAAAUUUACGUAGGAAACGUUAGCUGUUUCUCAAUAUUUGCGUUCUUCGGCGAUCUUGCGUCCUCGUGUUCUCGUGUAACGUCAUCAUCAACUGCCAAAGUUCAGUUCCAAUACUCAAGACCGCAAGAACCGAGGACGCAUAGAAUCACCCAGAGGCAACACUCUAGUGCGAUUUGUGAAACAGCCACUUGAUGACGCUAGUGUCACGCGGCAGCCAUUUUGAAAUGAAAAUUCCAAUAGAACAACAGCAUAUUACAAGUCUGUAAAAUAAACUAUUAAAAGUGCAGAUGAUUGUGAUAGUAAGUGUUGUAUUGUCGUUUUUCAGGUUGUAUCUCAGAUUAAAUUCGCUUUUUAAAUAAAUAAAUAAAAAACAAAGCAGCUGCUUGCCAUCGCGACUGCAAUAAGGUCCAAUGGACGACCGUUUGCUUUCACUCCAAAAUGGUGAAAUCACAGAGCUGUUGCUGGGCGCUGCUGUUGCAAUGGAACGUUAUAUUCAGUGUUGCCUCUUGGUAAUUCUAAGCUCUAGAAGUCCCAGAAGUCAUUGCGACUGGAGAUGGGAAGCGCAACAUUUUAUAUAGAUUUAUUAUUAAAGUUCAGAGAUAUCACUUAUAUAUCUCUGGUGUUUCCCUAAAAGACACGAUGAAAAUAAACAUUAUCAUGAUAAUCUUAAUAAAGGCAUAAACACAUUAAGGGUGUUUAUUUGCUGAAAUUCAUAUUAAAAUCUUUUUAUAUAUAUUGUGCAACGUAUAUUUGUAAAGUCUUUAUGCAUAGUAAACAUUUUGAAAAGGGGGAAAACAACAAAUCGUUGUAUGAAUGAUGUAAUGUUUAAAUAAUUUUCCAUUAAAAACGCGUGAAGGUCACGUGAUCAUAAGGAAGCAAGCAGCGUUCUCUGUUCUCGCGGUCCACCGAGUUCGUUCUUCCGAGGUGACCCUGCAAGACCGGUCUUCACAAGAACGCAAGUCCGUUUUCUGCGUUCUUGGAAUUGAGAAACAGCCGUUAAAUUGCGUGUUUUGCUACAUUAGUAGUAAAACUAAUGUAGUAAAAACGAAUGUAUUAAGCGUAGCGUGUGCGCAUGCGCAUCCAUUGCGCAACAGAACCGAACAUCAUUCAUGCAGCUACGUUACUCAAGGUUUGAGGGUGAAAGAAAAUCACAGAAACGGAGGUAUGUGUUUUGAUUUUUGUAUGAAUUUCAGUAGUUUUCCACUAACCUUAUUUUCUACCACCAACUUUUAAUACGAUUGGAUAGAAAUAAGCCUUUGGUCACGUAUAUUUUGUCUAUUUUACAACCCUCGCUACGAAACGCUGUCGAUACUGUCACACUAACGGUUGCUGUCAAAAAAUGGUCGCGUUCAGAAGGGAUUUAUGUAUUUAAUACAUAAACAAAAUCAUAAUUGAGCUGAUAAUUUCUCAUUUUAAUGUUGUUUUCCAUCCCCAAAACGUUGCAGUGUGUACGUGGUUGUUUAUUUAUUCUUGUGUAACGUUAAGUUAGAAAGAAGACUUGAUUCAGGCUGUUGUUCACCUAUGAACUGCACUGUUUGUCUCUCAUGUUCUGUUCUAUGGAGUUAUCUGUUAAACUUGUGGUAGUUUUUUUGUGACUGUGUUGCACAUCCUCAGUCUCCAGCCAUCACUGUCAUCCUCACGCUUUAAUAACCAUCGUUUCACUUUGUUUUGUCCCAUUUUGUCCCAUUGAAAAUUGCCAAAGAGGCUAACAGACCCAUUUCACCUAUGCCAUCACGUCCUGUAACGUGAGCUUUGUGUAUUUUUUGACACUGUGUUCACAUUUCUGACACAUUUUUUAAAGAUUUCCAAUUUAAUAAGCAGUCCUGACUGGGCUCUGAUUGGGAUUUUAGAGCAUUCCCAUUUCUGAAUUCCAAUGUAUUUUUCCUUGUGUAGCUGACUCCACCUUUCAAGUUUCCGGACACCAAGGUGUGAAUUGAAGGGGACUCAGGUGAAACUUUAUGUGUGAGUCCAAAUGAGGAAGAAAUCGAGUGAGUAUGCGAGAGAGAAAGAAAAAUACUAAAUUAGCACUUAACUGCCGUAGCAAACGGACUGUCCAAAGUUCCUCCUACUGCAAAAAUGAACUUGAAUGAGGACAUUACUCAACCGAUUAACUGAUUUGUUGGUGUUGCGAAAAUGGACCUAAAAGUCAGAUAUUAAAAUAUCAAUCAACAUGGUUAAAUUUAAUUGAAUCUCACACAGAUGUGUCAUAUUUCACCCCAAAAUCAAAAUGAAGAGAUUUUGCAUUACUCAAAUGAAGUCUUAGGACUAUUAUCAUGACCAUAAUAGUUGUCAUAAUAGUCAUAAUAUCAUGACCAUAAUGAUUUAUUUUAUAUUAAAAACUGCAAUAAAUCAAAUGCAGUGUAAAAAAUACA